Oncorhynchus nerka (sockeye salmon) is the source of this 3943-nucleotide messenger RNA. RefSeq names its product double-strand-break repair protein rad21 homolog A-like. Gene Ontology annotation, biological process: replication-born double-strand break repair via sister chromatid exchange; sister chromatid cohesion. Gene Ontology annotation, molecular function: chromatin binding; protein binding. The record is from RefSeq and is a predicted model, not a curated record. Gene Ontology annotation, cellular component: meiotic cohesin complex. NCBI's taxonomy places the organism in Eukaryota, Metazoa, Chordata, Actinopteri, Salmoniformes, Salmonidae. The transcript is spliced from 13 exons. The coding region runs from base 817 to 2589 and encodes 590 amino acids.
ACUGCUCAGUCCACAGACACCACACAAAAAUAACAAACAUUAACCAUGCCCAACAUAUUCCAAAAAAUGAAACACGUCGCUAAACCUAUCAGGGGAAAAAGGCUAUAGCUCCGGGUAGCAAGUUUCACUACCCUACACAAUCUCCUACCGAGGUACACAGCCGAUUUACUCACCUCCUCAGACUGACUUCCCAACAGAAAGUAGAACAAGAGUUUCCAGGCUACGCAAGGCCUGGAAACUAACCAUUAUACUCUCUCCAACGCAGCACACAAACCAAACAACAAAGGCAACCAAUACUGGGCCGAUCACACUCAAACACCAUAUUCAAACCAAACACGUACCUCCACGGUCUCCCAAACCAAUAGUUCAAAGAUCCCGGACGAGCCCCCACUUGUCACAAACCGGCUCAAAGCCCGUAACAAAGGGAGACAACGUGGAGAUAAGGAGUAGCAAAAUAUAUAUUUAUUAACUAAAGCAACUAAGUAUAAUAUACAAUGGUGUGUGUAAUCAGUAGUGUAAGUGAGUGUUUUGCAUGCAUGAAUGUGAUAAUGCAGGGUGUUGAAAGGUGCCAAAGCAAACAAACAAAAGGCCACCAAGAACCACAACACAAUCUACAAAAGGUGUCUGCAUGGAGAGAGUCUCCUCCAUGAAUGUGGAAGAGGUCUAUUUAUCCUGGGAGACACCUGGCCCAGGUGUUUCCCAUGUAGCUGACGACCCUCUCAACUCCGCCCACCGGCAUCCUAAUAAGGAAACAAGAACAAAGACAGAAUACGGCAGACAGAGUGGGAGGGUCGUCACACAGGCUGACUACCUGUUAUGAGAGUGCAGCAAGGAUCCAAGGUGAAAAUGGCCCUGCGUACAUCAGGUCAUCUGCUCCUGGGGGUGGUAAGGAUCUACAACAGGAAAGCCAAGUACUUGUUGGCUGACUGUAAUGAGGCAUUCAUCAAGAUCAAGAUGGCCUUCAGACCAGGUGUGGUGGAUCUACCAGAGGAGAACAGAGAAGCUGCCUACAACGCCAUUACCAUGCCAGAAGAGUUCCACGACUUCGACCAGCCACUACCAGACCUAGACGAUAUCGAUGUCACCAAGCAAUUCACAUUGAACCAGAGUCGAGUGGAAGAGAUCACCAUGAGGGAGGAGGUGGGCAACCUGAGCCUGCUGCAGGAGAAUGACUUCGCUGACUUUGGAAUGGAUGACCGGGAGAUGAUGCGUGAGGAGAAUGCCUUCGAGGUGGACAUCAUCCACGGGGCGUCAGCCUCUAACCUGCUCCUAGACCCAGAGACCUCGGUUGCCCAGAUCCCAGACAACUCCAACCACCUGGAAUACGACGACCAGUACAAAGAUGACUUCGGAGAGGACCCCAUGGCUGAGAGCGAGGGAGGCAUGCUGGUUGACAAGCUCCUCAGUAACGAGGAUGGGGAUGGCAUUUUCGACGACCCUCCCGUCAUCACCGAGAGCGUGCUGAGACUGCAGGACCACGAUGACGAAGAUGACUUUGAUGCCCUCUCACCGGGAGGUCCAGACAGCCCAGACUCAGGCCCAGCGGAGCUCCUGCCCGCCAUGCAGGACCAGACAGAGCAGACCACGCUGGUACACAACGAGGAGGAGGCCUUCGCCCUGGAGCCCAUCGACAUCACAGUGAAGGAAACCAAAGCCAAGAGGAAGAGGAAGCUAAUUGUGGACAACCUGAAGGAGCUGGACAGCAAGACCAUCCGUGCCCAGCUCAGCGACUACUCUGACAUCGUCACCACGCUGGACCUUGCGCCGCCCACCAAGAAGCUGAUGAUGUGGAAAGAGACUGGAGGCGUGGAGAAGCUUUUCUCCCUGCCAGCACAGCCCCUCUGGAACAGCAGGGUUCUCAAGAUGUUCACCCGCACCCUGACCCCCCUGGUGCCAGACGAAAUGAGGAAGAGGAGGAAGGGAGGUGAGGCAGACAGCCUGGAUGAGUUCCUAAAGGACUUGGAGAAUCCUGAGGUGCCCAGAGAGGAGGCUAUGCAGAGGGACAUCAUCGACCAGACCAUCCUGGAGGAGCCCAGUGUGCUGCAGGCAUCAGCCAUGGAGGGCAGCAGGACCACCCUGGACGAGUCAGUCAUGCCCCUACCCUCCUCCACGCACGGCCAGAAACGCAAGGCACAGGACACAGAGCCAGGCUUGCCCAUGGGUACUCUGGAACAGGCCACCAACCAUUCAGGCGUGUCCCAGCAGUUGGACAUAACAGUGUCGCUGCCCCCCGAGGACAGCACCAACCUCAGCCAGUUCCCCGAGCUCGACCUGAUAGAGGAGAAGAAGGACAAGGAGGACGGCUCAGACGAGGAUGAGGAGGGUCAGGCCGGUGACCAGGACCGAGAGGAGAGGAGGUGGAACAAGAGAACCCAGCAGAUGCUCCACGGCCUGCAGAGGGUGAUGGCCAAGACAGGAGCCCAGCAAAUUAGCCUGCUGGAUUUGUGCAGGAACAACAACAAGAAGCAGGCUGCCGCCAAGUUCUACAGUUUCCUGGUUCUGAAAAAGCAGCAGGCGGUGGAGUUCAACCAGACCGAGCCAUACAGCGACAUCAUCGCCACCCCCGGAGCCCGCUUCCACCUCAUCUAGAGACUCAACACUGGCUGCUUUUACUCUGAAACUUUUUUAUUUUUAUCCUCUUACCUAUGUGUUUUUGUCUUUCUUGAGAUAAGAAUGUUUUUUUAAAGGUCAAGUGUGGGGAUGAGGUCUCUGAAUCAUGAAUGGUGGGAUUGUAAUUCUGUGUAUUUUGGGCUUUUAUCCAAUGAAAGCGCUUUGUGUUUUGCUAGAAUGUGAGAGUGUUAAUCCAAUCAUGUUGCUUUCCAAGGUUCUAUUUCUCUCCCAUUAAAAAAGUUAUGUUUUAUACCCUUUAGCUAAAAGGAGCAUGUAGUAUUGAGCAAGUUUCUGAAACACUCGACUGAAUUGCAUCCACCAGCAAUCUUAUUUUGAAGACCAAUAGUAUUUUAGUAGCUUCAAGCAUUCCAAUGGGUUUGUUCUUAAUUCUGCUUUUACAGUCCUUGACUGUAAUUUGUUUUUAUAUCGGCAGACAUUUAGGUCUCCAUUGUUGUGGGAUUUGAAAAUGGGCUCCAGAGUGGCGCAAGGCACUGCAUCUCAGUGCAAGAGGCGUCACUACAGUCCCUGGCUCGAAUCCAGGCUGUAUCACAUCCGGCUGCGAUUGGGAAUCCCAUAGGGCGGCGCACAAUUGGCCGUCAUUGUAAAGAAGAAUUUGUUAACUACUUGCCUAAUUACAGGUUUAAAUCAUGAAGAUUUUUUAAAAUAGAAACUGUCUACCCUCAUUGCCUGCUCCAGUUUCAAAUAUUUUUUAUUCCAAGUAAUUCCUCCUGAAUUGCAUUUUAUGGUAUUACUUGAAUAAUUCCCUUUUAAGUCACAUACUGUGUCAAUGAAAAUACUUGUAUCUAUGUUAAUGGUUUGACCAGAAUAAGACUUUUUUCACAUCAGAUAUUUUAAGCUAUUUAACAAAAUCUAAAUUUCAAUUGUGGGUGUCCAGAAAUGACAUUUCAUUCAUCAACUCUUUGAUGCAGCUCAAUGUCAAGUAAUCUCUGGCAACUAGAGAAACUUUUAUUUGGUAUUAAUAAUCUAAAAGAUAGUUGAUGCAAUGAUAACUACUGGGAAGUCUUAAUUCACUUAUGUGCUUAGGUGUUGUGAGAGUCAUUCUUCGAAAGCUCGAAUACGAUAUUGCUCAUCUUAUGGUUCAUAGCUACAAAUGCAUUGUUUUGAUACCCACAAACUUCUGAAAUUGUAUAUCAUGUAAUGUUUCAGCUCAUCCCUUUAACUGCACCGGUAAACUUGCAUUCUCCUUUUUGUAGAAAACCCAAAAUGACACCUCUUGUAGAUACUGUUGCUGAAGUGUAUUAUGAUGCCAUGCCUGUAGUCCUGAGGCCCACCAACUUGUUACUUUUCUAAUAAAAUGAAUACUGUUUCAACA